CUUUGUUCCUCCCUCAUGUCGGACCUCUUGGCACUCCCAUCAUCACUUUUGUGUGACGCUCAUAAUCUCGGCGAUUGCUUCACUCAUCAUCCACUUUUGCAAAAUCAUCUAGUCGUGCGCUGUCGGAAGCCGCAGUCUUGUUCGAUCCUAUCUACACAUUUCUGAAGGAAGCAGACAAAUGCGAUUCAAUCAGAACAUCAUCAUAUCUCAAAUCAUCGCACCGGCCUAAGAUGGAUCAAGGCAGGAGCUAUGCUCCGCCCAACCUCGAAGAUCAGUUGCGACACAUGAUCAUGAACCGUAAUCUUCCUCAGCAACAGCACGACCCUCGCUCACCAUUCCCGCCUUCUGACAUGGCUCAUGGUUAUACUUCGAGGCCGCCUCCUGGUUUUGGAAUGCCUCCGCCUUUGGACCACCACCCGCAAUACUCUAACAAUGUGCCCAUGAAUCGUCAACAGGAUUUCUCUCAGUUCCUUCAACAACAUCAGGUAACCCCACCGGUCCCUAUGCCAUCUCGUCAUGUACCUCCUCACAUUCACAAUGGCAACACCCGUGCUCAAGGUCCUCAUCGCAACCAAAACUCACGACCCAUGGACCCGAAUGCUUUCGAAGGACCUCCUCCUCAAGGUCCUCGUUCGCAUCAAUCUCACACCCAGCAUCAAGGCCAGCGUCCGCAGCAAUAUCAAAACUCGAAUCAACAUCAACAGCGUAACCUGUACCAACCUCAGUCACGCCCUCAGCAGUCUCACAAUUCUUACAUCGAGCGUCAGGCUUCUUUCUUGGAUUCACUCGCCACUCAGGAAAUCUCAAAGACGCAAAUGUUGGACUCUGAGAUCCAGAUGAAGGAUGCUUUCCGUAUCAAACUGCAAAGUAUCUUCGAGAAUCUCAGGUCUCCCGACCCGGAAAAUCCUCUUCCUUCUGUUGAGUUGGCUAGCUUUGGUAGUCUGAGCUCUGGCUUUGCGACCGCUGGCUCUGAUAUGGAUCUAGCUAUAGUAACUUCUUCCGAACACGAUCUGAGCCAGCGCUUCUCCUCCCAUGAGAAUGGUCUUCCCCGCGUCCUCGAAAGGGAGCUACUUGACAAUGGCAUUGGUGCUCGCCUCUUGACCCGCACCCGUGUUCCCAUCAUCAAGAUUUGCGAACAGCCAUCCGAAGAGCUCUUGGAAGCCCUGCGCGAGUCUCGAGAAAAAUGGGACAAUCUGCCAGAAGAUGAGAAGUAUGCCACCACAAAACCAUCUGCCGAUGACACAGCCUCAAAGAAGGAAACUUCUGAAACUCAGUCCUCGCCUGCUCAGCCAGAAGUCCAGGUCGAUGACAUUGAGCAGUCUGCACCAGACAGUGUGGUUCAUGAUUCUACCGAGCCUUCAGAUAGCGUCUCUCUGCUCGUCGAGUCUACCCAAGCUUUGCACCUCGACCAGCAGUCGACUUCAAAACCAGAUCAGGUGGCUUCGAAGUCAGAAACUACACAACAACCUCAGGACAAGCAGGCAAACCGGCAGCGAAACGAUAGAGGUUGGCGACGCGAAAAGACAGUCGGCCCUCUCGACUUCCCAAAGGACGGUGUCGGCAUUCAGUGUGACAUCAACUUCUUCAACCCCUUGGGUAUUCACAACACUCAAAUGUUGCGAUGCUACUCGAAGUGCGAUCCCAGAGUCCGACCCAUGGUGCUUUUCAUCAAGUCAUGGGCUAAGCGCAGAAAGAUCAACUCCUCCUACUCGGGUACCUUGUCAUCUUACGGCUACGUCCUGAUGGUUCUGCAUUAUCUUGUAAACGUAGUACAGCCGCCCGUUCUGCCCAAUCUCCAACACGAAGCUGAGGCCAACGGCAUGCCUCCUGUGAGUGUCGAUGGUUAUGAAGUUCGCUUCUUUGACCAAGAAGAUAUGAUUGAACAGCGCGCCAGUCAAGGUGCAGUCACGCAGAACAAAGAUUCAUUAGGCAGUCUUCUUGUCGGUUUCUUUAGGUACUACGCUGUCAAUGCUGGUGGAUUCUUCUGGACCCGUGACGUGCUGAGCUUGAGGACUCAGGGCGGUAUUUUGUCCAAGGACGAAAAGGGCUGGACAGGUGCAAAGACCGAAGUCGGCGAGAACAAAGAAGUGCGCCACCGCUAUCUCUUCGCCAUCGAGGAUCCAUUCGAGACCACACACAAUGUCGCGCGAACCGUUACUCACAACGGCAUCUGCGCCAUCAGAGACGAGUUCCGUCGCGCAUGGCGCAUCAUCAGUGCCGUUGGUCGCAACAGAGAUGAACCAGAAGGCGGCCUGUUUGAUGAGUUGACUGAAGCCGAGGAACACACGCCUGCUUCUACAGCUCCACCGCCGACGGUCAACAAGGUGCAGGCAUAUGGUCAGCAGUUCCCCACACUCGCUGGUCCUGCCAAUCUUGCUGGACAGAAGUCACAAGUACCGGAGCGUGUGCCUGUUCGACCAGUUCAGCAAGCUCAAGCUACUCAGCCUCAACCGAAGGUGAUCGCACAAGAGCCUGUUCAGUCGCAGCCAGAGGCUACCCUUCCUCUUCCUCGUGGUAAAGGACGUCGCCAGAAGUUUGUGCCUCUCAGUUUCUAGAAGUGGUGUGGAGUCUGUAUUUUCGUUGUUAUCUCUGAGCAUGGCGUACGGGGUUUUGCAUGUAAGAGCUCGCUGAAAUGCAUGAUGCUUGGCUCGGAGCGAUCUGGACGGAGGCAUACCGAGGAGUCCCUCAUGGUUCUGCAUAUGAGCAACGAAUGGUAGAGAAAGCACGAGUUUAU
This is a messenger RNA of Aureobasidium subglaciale EXF-2481, 2734 nucleotides long. RefSeq lists its product as uncharacterized. The transcript has a single exon. Gene Ontology annotation, biological process: RNA 3'-end processing. Gene Ontology annotation, molecular function: RNA uridylyltransferase activity. The coding region runs from base 231 to 2555 and encodes 774 amino acids. The record is from RefSeq and is a predicted model, not a curated record. NCBI's taxonomy places the organism in Eukaryota, Fungi, Ascomycota, Dothideomycetes, Dothideales, Saccotheciaceae.